Molecule: messenger RNA, 1833 nt
Organism: Manduca sexta (tobacco hornworm)
Lineage: Eukaryota; Metazoa; Arthropoda; Insecta; Lepidoptera; Sphingidae
Exons: 3
Coding region: 85-555 (156 amino acids)
Source: RefSeq, a predicted model, not a curated record
GUUCGAUCAAUACGCGUUUCGCGCAGCUUUGCAGCCGCCCUCAACCUUUAUUCUGUCGUUAACCGUCGCGCGGACCGGUCCAUCAUGCCCGGAACACUUAUGCCCAAGAUGGAGUGCGCUUUGUGCAGCAUUAUUAUUACCGGCGGGGCUCAAUGCGGCGCCUGCAAGAAAUAUCUUGACUACGAUUGUGCCAGCAUUCCUGAAGAGGAAUGGAUCAAACUUGAAGAUGAAGAGAAAGCAGCUUGGAAGUGCCCAACUUGCCUGAUACCUUCAUCGGGCUACCAUCAGAUUUCGCUGCAAGCUGUACUCGACGAAAUCCGCGAAUUGAAAAUGCAACUGAGGAUCUUGCCAACUCUGACUGAGGCUGUGAGCGUUAUUAAAGAGGAACUGGAGGAUUUGAGGAAUUGCUGCGGUCACAAUGUGGCAAUGGUGAAUGAUAUGUCCAACCAGCUCUCUGCCUUAGAGAAGCAGGUGACCGACUUGGAGAGACUGAAGGCUGUGGUGUACACGCUGCAGUCCUACGUGGAAAGGAUUAGGUAUAUUUUUGACAACUAAGAGCGGACCUGUGCGCGCUCGCCACUACGACAAGGCUAUGAGGAAGCUGAUCACAUUCAUCCGCGUCUAAACAACAUGCGGAUGAAGGAUUUUUUUAGUAUACGUAUUUAAAUAAGUAGUUUCUCAUAAACUUGGUAUAAACUGAACGGAUUCUUCUUAUAUUUAGACAUUUCAACUUCAAGAUAGUUUAUUGGAAUACAGUGAGUAAUAAAAACAAUGAUGGGUUUAUUAGAGCUAUUCAUGGUCCCAGGAUUGCUAUAAUAGAUAGCCGUUAAGAAGGGUUACAACUACAUGCACCAACAAACACCCCAGAAUUCUCACUGAUACUUCAAAUGACAGUAAGACAGAAGUAAUCAAAAAAGCGCUCACGCAAAAGAGCUACUUCGAGUUGCGCCAUCGUCGCAAAUCCAGCGCAAACGCAUUUAGAAUGCGCGAACUGUCCAGCUGUUACCAGCAGUCAACGUCCUCAAUGUGCAGCGUCAAUAACAAGCCGACUUCAAUUGCAGAACAAAAUUAGUGAUUGAUUCUUUUGGAACGGAUCCUAUGAUGAACAUCAGAUUUAGAACCGUAAAUCUACGAGAUUAUACGUAACUGCCACGCAUCUACAUAAAUCGUGCAAUACUAGCUUUGCUUCUCCGUGGUUCGGCGCCUGAACCACGUGCAAAGAAGCCGCUAGCAACUGAACCAGGAACCGGAAAUUGGAACAUCACCGUUGAAGUACAUCAUCCACCCGGACUAUGAUAAGGGUUUCGUUGUUCAGAAUCAAUGUGACUAAUACUAAGUAGUCAUCAGGCAAAAAUUGGCGCGCAACAUUAUACUCUAGGAUUUUGACGUGCUCUGUUUUCCGCAAUAUUGUUUACCUUGAUCAGUAAUUAACUAUACAAUUGUUUCCUACUGAGUACACACUAGGAUACUUUUCAAGGCUUCUUCAUUUCCUUUCUCUAUUAGUAAGUAUGAUAUCAUAUCUUUAGUAUUUAAUGAUUCCAUUAUAUACGCAACAUGUUUAGAUUACUGUAGUUUCCCCGGACAAUAGGAAUUGUUGUAAGAGACCAUCAGUCCUGGGAGAGCGUACCUACUGAACUGUAUGUCGAGGCAAAAUGCCGGUCAUGAGAAAUGAUACGUCUUUCUUAGUUAGUUUUGAAGUAUUAUUCGUGUUAAGUGUCUAUUUAAUCAAGUUCUAAUUACGUGCGAUGCACUAUCAAUGCAAUCAGGUAGAAUUACAUAUAAUUAUUGGAAUUAUAACUUAUUGGAAUUAAAAUAAAGAAACGGUACCGUUCA